Vespula vulgaris is the source of this 2369-nucleotide messenger RNA. Its product is annotated as ubiquitin-conjugating enzyme E2 W. The record is from RefSeq and is a predicted model, not a curated record. Lineage: Eukaryota; Metazoa; Arthropoda; Insecta; Hymenoptera; Vespidae. The transcript has 4 exons. Bases 200 to 682 code for a protein of 160 amino acids.
CAAGCUUUAGCAUAUUGAUGCAAAAAGCUUGCCCUUCUAAAACGUAUGAAGUGAAACGAGUCAAAAUUUAAAAAAAAAAAAAACCGAAAAAUGAAAACUGUUAAUGUUAAACCGAUGUUACGUUUUUAAAUAAGAAAGAAGAAAAUGAAAAAUACAAACAAUUACUGCAUUCUGCAAUGAACAGCGGUUAUGUUUUCCAAUGGAAAGUGGUUUAACGACAAUGGCGGGACUAUCUCCGUCGAAACGACGAUUACAAAAGGAAUUAAUGUCAUUAAUACGUGAACCACCACCUGGUGUCAGAGUAGAUGGUGAUUCAGCUGGACAAAAUUUGACACAAUGGAUUGUACACAUGGAAGGUGCAAAGGGUACUUUGUACGAGGGUGAAAGAUUUCAAUUACAAUUUAAAUUCAGUUCCAAGUAUCCCUUUGAUUCGCCCGAAGUGACAUUCAUUGGUAAUAUACCAGUUCAUCCACAUGUUUAUAGCAAUGGCCACAUUUGCUUAUCAAUUUUAACCGAUGAUUGGUCACCUGCACUCAGCGUGCAAAGUGUGUGCUUGAGCAUUGUGUCAAUGCUUAGUAGUUGCAAAGAGAAGAAAAGGCCACCGGAUAAUUCUUUCUAUGUGAAAACCUGUAAUAAAAAUCCAAAGAAGACAAAGUGGUGGUAUCAUGAUGACAGUGUCUAAAGGAAAGGUCCGUACAUAAAUCCUCAAGUUGCAUAUGUAUGGGUAUUAUUGGACCAAAUGGAAAGAAAUUUUUCCUGCGUCUUAAAGGAACGAUAAAAAUUUUCACAUUUAAAUUGCUGGGAUUUUAAUACAUAGCUGAAAUAUGUAGGUGCAUAAGCUAGAAAAGUGACUACGGCUUUAUGAUAUACUUACGACCGUAAUAAAAAUGGAAAAAAAAAGAAAAGAAAAAAAAAAAACGGCAAUUUAAAGUAUCGAAGUCGCUCGGUUACGAAUUAUUACAUUGUUAAUAAUAAUAAUGAAAUGUAUUACAUCUUAGGAUUAAAAUGGAAAAUAUUAAAUUCAUAAUGCUAAGAGAAAUACAGUUAAAGAUAAGAUUUAGAUUAAAAAAUUGUGAAAUUUGUUUCUUUUUCUAGAGUAGCAAAUCUCUGUCUGUCAAUACCAAUAUAAACGUAUUAGAAAGGAUCUCUUAUCAUUAUGUAACAUUAAAGCUGUGAAGUGAUCACGAAUUCUAUCGCACGAUGUAAAUUCUUUGUUUAUUAUAUUUAAUCGCAAGCAUGAAAAAGGAAAGUAAUCGAACGUUAGUCGUAUUAAAAAGAAAAAAAAAGGAAAAACGAAAGAAGCGCAAAAAAUAAUAGGUGUUAUGUGAAUCGGAAUGUAAGUAACACGGUAUCAAAAGGUAUUUCAUUCUUUUUAUCUCUUACCCCAAUUAAAGGAGUUUAACAUUAUCGUUACGUAAUCGUUGUGUUACCUCUUAUCUUUCAUAAAAUAGUAUUAACCAGCGUGAUCACGACUUAUCUCUGUGCGACGAUUGGUUUAGUUUGCGUUCGAUAUGUGUGUAGUCUUUCCUGUAUAACGUUUAAACGAUGUUUACGUACGAUAGCUCUUCAUAUUUUAGUACGAUACGGCACGCGUGUUUAACGAUCUUUUUAUGUUACAUAUUUUCUAUCAAUUUAGCGAAGACAUAGUGUAUCUUUUUUCAUAUUAAAAAUAAAGUCUACUGCUUUACGUUAUAAUAUACCGAUAUUAUGCAUUUCCAUGGCUCGUCAUCGAGAGAGAUAAAAAUGUGAAAGGAAGUAUACUCCGUCAAAAGUGAUCUCUUUGAGUUAUCAAAAUUUAGCUUUCGAAAAUUUCGUUUUCGGUCUCGGAAUAUCCGCACGCGCGCGUGUGAUCCAAAUGGUCUACAUAGCGAAUUCGAAUAGUCUAUAUAACGAAUUGAACGCGGAAGCGAAAUAGUCACUGUCAUGUUUACGGCUCUCGAUGAUCGAACAGCCAAUGGACCCCGUUGAAUCGGGUAGACGUUACGAAAUCGCACGUUAAAUUCGACGAGGAGAAAAAGUCGUGAAGACUCAAAAUUGUAAAUGAAAAAAAAAAAAAAUGAUUAAUCUAGCUUCGUUCGAUUUUCAAAGAAUUAGCGAACGUAUUCAUGAUAUUUGACCAAGCUUGUACGGUCAGCGAUAGAUAACGAUCUCUACAUUAAUGAUUCACGAUAUGAUAUGAUACGAUACGAUACGAUACGAUAGAGACAGCAGAGGAUAAUUUAUUCGAACGAAAUUCAAGAUGUCUCCAAGUAAAAAACGAUCAAUGCUCCUCUGCUGUCCAUCGAUUUCAUCUUUGUGCUAUAAAAAUUCCAUUAUUGUAAAAACGAAUUUAUGUCCAGACGACAAUUGAAUAAAUGCAGUCGCUGAAA